Molecule: messenger RNA, 1500 nt
Organism: Trypanosoma conorhini
Lineage: Eukaryota; Euglenozoa; Kinetoplastea; Trypanosomatida; Trypanosomatidae
Product: geranylgeranyl transferase type-2 subunit alpha
Exons: 1
Coding region: 1-1500 (499 amino acids)
Biological process (GO): protein geranylgeranylation
Cellular component (GO): cytoplasm; Rab-protein geranylgeranyltransferase complex
Molecular function (GO): Rab geranylgeranyltransferase activity
Source: RefSeq, a predicted model, not a curated record
AUGCACGAUCAACGGAGAGUGCGCCGCGAGGUUGACGAGGCCUCGCGGGAGCGCGAGCGCGCCGAGGUGCAGGCAUUCACCUCUCUCUACGACGCCCUGAUGAGGCAACGCGCUGCUCACGUCUACUCGGAGGCGGUCCUGUUGCAGCUGUCGGAGCUGCUCUGCAAGAACCCAGAGGCGUACUCGAUGUACAACUACCGACGCAAUGUCCUGCUGCAUCUUUGGAAGGAAAUGCGGGGAAAGCGGGAGGAAGGCGUCGAGGCAAUCGAGGCCGCCAAAGAAGUCACAGAUAUGGAGGGCGUUCCAAAGGCAGGUGCCUCGCCCCCGUCACGGACUGAGGAAAGGGACCCACGGACCGCCGUAAAAAGAGAGAUGGAGUGUCUCAAGGAGGAAUUGAGGCUAAGCUCAAAGAUACUUCUUCGCGAUUACAAGGUGUACGCCGCGUUUGUGCACCGGCGUUGGAUUUUUGCGCAGCUCAAGCGGCUCGCCAAAGACGCCGUCCUCGCCGCUACUGCCGCAGAUGCCGCCGGUGUCACUGGGCGAGGCCCUUCUGCCAGUGUGGAUUGCCCAGAGGAGGUGCGUUUCUGGUCUUCUGUGCUAAUGAAGGAGAAGGAGCAGUGCGAUGCGUUGCUCGCGGUGGACGAGCGCAAUUUUCACGCUUGGAACUAUCGCCGGUGGGCGUUGCGGGAAAUAGCGCAGAUGGAGGAACUCCUCGCGCGGUACUCCGUCGACGCGGCCGAGGAGGCGGUGCCCAGUGUGAGACAGCAACAAGAAGAGCAGCCCCAGUCACGUGGCGACGCGGGUGGUGCAACACCGCGUGGCUCGUUUUUCACUGCUGACGAGCUGAAGGAGUUGAAGUUUACCACAAAAAUGGUCCAGAGGAACUUUUCCAACUACAGCGCGUGGCAUCAGCGUGGAUUACUCAUCAAAACGGCGCUUCAACGACUGCAGCAAGGGACGGAGGAUGAUGUUACGCGUGACGCCAAAUUGAGGGAGGCGUGGGCGCAGCUGGAGGAGGAGUUGGGGCUUUUUACCACUGCGAUUUUCUGCGAUCCGUCGGACCAAUCGGCGUGGUACUACGUCCAGUUUCUCAGCCGGGCAGCCGACACUUUGCAGCACAUCUCGCCUGCGCACCGCGCUGAGUGUAGCGACUUUAUACUGCGUCCGAUUCAGGCGUGCAUAGAGCUUUUGACCGAAGAAAUGCGGCUGGGCGAGGAGACAGAUAUGUACUGGCCUCGCUACUACCUCUUCAGCGUACUACUCGCCUCCUGCGGUUGCGGCAAUAGCAAUAGCGACACGAAGAACAGGGCGACAGCUGCAGUGACUGCGCUGGCACGCGACAUACGGAGAGCGCUAUGCCACACUGAUUUACCCAGCGACACUAGUGACAUUGAGGAGGAUCGUCUGUGGUGUCUGCGGGAGCUCGCUGCGGAGUUGGUGCGGGCGGACCCUAUGCGUGCCGGCAUGUACCGAAGCCUUCUCGCUGCUGCUGUCAGUUGA